This is a messenger RNA of Hipposideros armiger (great roundleaf bat), 5832 nucleotides long. RefSeq names its product collagen type VI alpha 6 chain (gene COL6A6). The transcript is spliced from 33 exons. The record is from RefSeq and is a predicted model, not a curated record. Lineage: Eukaryota; Metazoa; Chordata; Mammalia; Chiroptera; Hipposideridae.
AAGUUGGAGAAUUUUUCAGGUCAUAACAGGAAAAUGCUGCUGAUUUUGUUCCUCAUAAUAAUUUGCUCCCAUGUUUCUGUGAACCAAGAUUCUGGCCCCGAGUUUGCAGAUGUCGUAUUUCUGGUGGACAGCUCUGAUCACCUGGGUGCGAAGUCCUUCCCUUUUGUGAAAACGUUCAUCAACAAAAUGAUCACCAGUCUCCCCAUAGAAGCCAACAAAUACCGCGUGGCCCUGGCCCAGUACAGCGACAAGCUCCACAGUGAAUUCCAGCUGAACACCUUCAAGAGCAGGAACCCCAUGCUGAACCACCUCAAGAAGAACUUCUCAUUCAUGGGCGGCCCCCUCCGCAUAGGAAACGCUCUCCAAGAGGCUCACAGGACCUAUUUUUCUGGACCCGCCAAUGGGAGAGACAAGAAGCUGUUUCCCCCGAUUUUGGUGGUCCUGGCUUCUGCCGAGUCCGAGGAUGACGUGGAAGAGGCGUCCAAGGCUCUGCGGGAUGAUGGGGUGAGGAUCAUCUCCGUGGGGCUGCAACAAGCUUCUGAGGAGAACCUGAAGGCCAUGGCCACAGCUCAGUUUCAUUUCAACCUUCGAUCCGUCAGAGACCUCAGCGCAUUUCCCCAGAACAUGACGCAGAUCAUCAAGGAUGCUGCUCAGUACAAGGAAGGAGCAGUCGAUGAUACUCUCAUCGAAGUUUGCCAAGGCCCUUCUGUGGCUGACGUUGUGUUCCUGUUGGAUGUGUCCAUCAAUGGCAGCCAGGAGAACUUGGACUAUCUUAAAGAAUUCCUAGAAGAAAGUGUCUCUGCUCUUGACAUAAAGGAAAACUGUAUGAGGAUUGCCCUUGUGACUUAUAGCAAUGAGACGAAAGUGAUAAAUUCACUGAGCAGGGGCAUCAAUAAGUCAGAGGUUCUCCAGGAUAUACAGAAGCUCUCUCCCCAAGCUGGGGAGGCCUACACUGGAGCUGCCAUUGGAAAGAUCAGGAACGAAGUCUUCAGGGCACAGAAUGGCAGUCGGAAGAAUCAGGGAGUGCCCCAGAUUGCUGUGCUGGUGACCCACCGACCAUCGCAAGACAAUGUGACCGAGGCAGCCGUUGACCUCCGGCGCCAGGGCGUGACCAUCUUCACCAUGGGCAUAGAGGGGGCCAGUGAUACCCAGCUGCAAAAGAUAGCAUCACACCCCACUGAGCAGUACGUCUCCAAACUGAAGACCUUCUCCGACCUGGCUGCUCACAACCAGACCUUUCUGAAGAAGCUGCGAAAGCAAAUAACACACACAGUCUCUGUCUCUUCAGAACGGACUGAAACUCUCAAAUCUGGUUGUGUGGACACUGAAGAAGCAGACAUCUACCUGCUCAUUGAUGGCUCUGGGAGCAUUCAGGCCACAGACUUCCAAGAAAUGAAGACCUUCCUGUCACAGGUUGUAAAGAUGUUCAACAUUGCUCCUGAUAAGGUGCGGGUUGGGGCCGUUCAGUAUGCUGACAGCUGGGACUUGGAAUUUGACAUCAGUAAAUACACUAACAAGCAGGAUUUGGUAAAGGCCAUUGAGAACAUCAGGCAGAAGGGUGGGAGUACCAACACAGGUGCAGCCCUGAAUUUCACGCUGGGGCUGUUGCAAAAAGCAAAGAAGCAGCGAGGCAACAGAGUGCCACGUCAUCUUGUUGUCCUGACCGAUGGCAAGUCCCAGGAUAGCGUCUUGGAGCCUGCGAACAGACUGAGAGAAGAGUUCAUCCGUGUUUAUGCCAUCGGGGUCAAGGAGGCCAACCAAUCCCAGCUGCAAGAAAUUGCUGGCGAGGAGAAGAGGGUGUACUAUGUGCAUGACUUUGAUGCUUUGAAAGACAUAAGAAACAAAGUGGUUCAAGAAAUCUGUACUGAAGAAGCCUGCAAAGAGAUGAAAGCUGACAUCAUGUUUCUGGUGGACAGUUCUGGCAGUAUAGGAUCUGAAAACUUCCGCAAAAUGAAAACAUUUAUGAAAAACCUGGUGAACAAAUCUCAGAUUGGGGCAGAUCGGGUGCAAAUCGGUGUAGUCCAGUUCAGCGACAUCAGUAAGGAAGAGUUUCAGCUCAACAAAUAUAUGUUCCAAAGUGAGAUUUCAGAUGCAAUAGACCAAAUGGAUCCCAUUGAACAAAACACAUUGACUGGUAAUGCCCUGACCUUUGUGUCUCAGUACUUCAGCCCCACCAAGGGGGCCCGGCCCAACGUCAGGAAGUUUCUCAUCCUCAUCACGGAUGGUGAAGCUCAAGACAUAGUCAAGGACCCAGCAGUAGCACUUCGGCAACAAGGCAUAAUUAUCUACUCUGUGGGGGUGUUUGGCUCCAAUGUCACCCAGCUUGAGGAGAUCAGCGGGAGGCCGGAGAUGGUUUUUUAUGUUGAGAAUUUUGACAUUCUGCAGCGCAUUGAAGAUGAUCUUGUCUUUGGAAUAUGCAGCCCCCAUGAAGGUAGGCCUGGUCGCCUGCACCAGGGGGUCCCCCAAGUCCUCAUUGUGAUCACCGAUGGGGAAUCCGAUGAUGUGAAAGAUCUCAAUGCUACAGCCAAGGCCUUGCGAGACAAAGGCAUUCUAGUCCUGGCUGUGGGGAUCGCUGGUGCUAAUCCUGUGGAGCUGCUGGCCAUGGCAGGAUCGAGUGACAAGUACUUCUUCGUGGAAACUUUUGGAGGCCUGAAAGAGAUAUUUUCAAAUGUGUCAGCCAGUGUGUGUAGCUCUUCACAAGUAGAUUGUUUUGUGGACGUUGUGGUAGGAUUUGACAUCUCAACUCAGCGGAAUGGGCAGAUUUUGCUUGAUGGUCAGCCCUGGAUGGAAACCUACCUUCAAGACAUCUUACGUGCCAUCAGCUCCCUCAAUGGGGUUAGCUGUAAGGUGGGCAAAGACACUCAGGUUAGCAUAGCUUUUCAAGUAACCAAUGCCAUGGAAAAAUAUUCCCCCAAAUUUGAGAUCUACAGUGAUAAUAUUCUGGACAGUUUGAAUGAUAUAACAGUUCAAGGACCAUCUCUUCUCAAUGCAAACUUCUUGAGUUCCCUGUGGGAUGCAUUUCAAAAUAAAUCGGCUGCUCGUGGAAAGGUGGUUCUCUUAUUUUCAGAUGGAUUGGAUGAUGAUAUUGAAAAACUUGAACAAAAAUCUGAUGAACUUAGAAAAGAAGAUGCUACUAUGCCCCACCCAGACUCCCCCUUCCAGCCAGGUUCCCGCAUCCUCCAGCUGUUGAGUCCCCCUUCACUGAUUAAUUGCCCUUGGUCAAUGAGAGCUACCUCACCUGAAAGCACCAACUCAAGUGAUAAGGCUGAGCUUCCCUACAUUGAAUUUGGGAGAGGAUUUGAAUACAGAACCCAGCUCACUGUUGGAAUGAGAGAUCUUGGGAGCAGACUGUCAAAGCAUCUGGGAGACAGAGGAGCCGCUGGACCAGUGGGAGAGCAAGGUAUUAAGGGAUGCGCUGGUGCCAGAGGUCCUAAGGGAAUCAGGGGACUAAAUGGACAGGAGGGAGAAGGUGGAGAAAACGGAGUUGAUGGAUUAAAUGGAAUACAGGGUGACAAUGGUCUUCCUGGAAGAAAAGGAGAAAAGGGUGAUGAAGGAUCCCAGGGAAGCCCAGGAAAGAAAGGGAUUCCUGGUGACCAUGGAGCAAAGGGGCUACGAGGAGACCCUGGAGUUCCUGGAUUUGACAAUACCAUUGAGGGACCCAAGGGCUUGAAAGGAGAACCUGGAAGACAAGGUAGAAGAGGCUGGCCAGGCCCCCCUGGAACACCAGGCUCCAGAAGACACACAGCAGUUCAUGGCCGAAGGGGACAUACAGGCCCAGAGGGGAUAGCAGGCAUCCCAGGCCCGGAUGGACUUGAAGGCUCACUGGGACUUAAGGGUCCUCAGGGCCCAAGAGGAGAGACUGGUGUGAAAGGAGAAAAUGGAGGCCUGGGAAGUAGAGGUCCCCAGGGGCCUCCAGGACCAGAAGGAAAGACAGGGAGUCAAGGCCGUUUGGGAAGCCAAGGAAAUAAAGGAGAGCCUGGAGAUCUGGGAGAAAAAGGAGCUAUGGGCCUUCCUGGUCCUCGAGGCUUGCCGGGUGAUGAUGGCAACCCAGGUUAUGGGAACAUCGGAAGUAAAGGAGCAAACGGACAAGAAGGAUUCCCUGGAGAAAGUGGACCUAAGGGUGAAAUUGGGGACCCUGGUGAUCCAGGAGAAACUGGACCCAAGGGAGCCAGAGGCCAGACGGUAUCCGUUGGGCUUCCAGGAGAACCUGGAUCCCCAGGGGAGCUGGGACCUCCUGGACACAAGGGUGUGAAAGGGGCCAGCGGACAGGCUUCAUUUUCUAUAUGUGAGCUCAUUCAGUAUGUGCGGGACCACAGUCCUUGCGGACAUGGAAAACCUGAAUGUCCCGUGUAUCCAACCGAGCUGGUAUUUGCCAUCGACCAGUCCCAGGGUGUGACGGAGCAGGAAUUUGAGCAGAUGAAGAAGAUGAUGUCUUCCCUCGUGAGCAGCAUCCGAGUCCGGGAGAACAGCUGCCCGGUGGGAGCGCGCAUUGCCAUCCUCUCCUAUAACUCCCAUGCCAGGCACCUCAUCCGCUUCUCAGACGCCUACAAGAAGAAACGGCUCCUCAAGGAAAUCGAAGCUAUUCCUUACGAGAGAUCCUCAGACAGCAGGGAGAUUGGCAAAGCCAUGAGAUUUAUUUCCAGGAAUGUCUUCAAGCGAACUCUCCCAGGGGCUCACACAAGAAGAAUUGCCACAUUUUUCAGCAGCGGUCAAUCUGCGGAUGCCCAGUCCAUCACCACUGCCACCAUGGAAUUCAGCGCCCUGGACAUCACUCCCGUGGUGAUCGCUUUCAGCAACGUGCCCUCCAUCAAUCGUGCGUUUACGCCCUACGUGACUUUUUGGUCUGCAGAUGUAUGCAAGCCGGAUGCUUCCUGUAGUCAAGCCAGACCACCCUCUGUGCAGUCUUACAUGGACGCUGCUUUCCUUCUGGAUGGCUCCCGGCAUGUGGGAAGUGCUGAAUUUGAAGACAUAAGAGGCUUCCUGGGAGCCCUGUUAGAUCACUUUGAAAUCACACCAGAGCCUGAGACCUCUGUCACUGGAGACAGGGUGGCCCUGUUAAGCCAUGCUCCCCCCAACUUCCUACCCAACACUCAGAGGAGUCCCGUUAGAGCUGAGUUCAAUCUUACCACCUACAGUAGUAAACGCCUCAUGAAGAGGCACGUGGAGGAAUCAGUUCAACAACUAAAUGGGAACGCUUUUAUCGGUCAUGCCUUACAGUGGACUGUGGACAAUGUCUUUUUAAGUGCGCCCAAUCUGAGAAGAAACAAAGUCAUAUUUGUGAUCUCUGCUGGGGAAACCAGUCACUUGGACAGGGAAACCUUAAAGAAACAGUCUUUGAGAGCCAAAUGUCAAGGUUAUGCCCUAUUUGUGUUUUCCUUUGGCCCUACUUGGAAUGACAAGGAACUGGAGGAUCUAGCCAGCCACCCUUUGGAUCAGCACCUGGUCCAGCUUGGCCGAAUUCAUAAACCUGACCAUAGAUUUGGUGUGAAGUUCGUGAAAUCCUUUAUAAACUCAAUCAGGCAUGCCAUCAACAGAUAUCCACCAAUAAAUUUCCAAACAAAGUGCAGUAGACUCAGCUCUAGAAGUCCAAAGCAGCCCCUACAAGAGUUGCGAAGCUUUGUUCCUGGACCACGUACAGCUGUCCUCAAAGGUGCAUUACAGAGGGCAAAAUUCUUUCAAGAUAAAAAAUAUGUUUCAAGAGUAGCAAGAGGCAGCAGAGAUAAUACUGUUCGAAAUUUUACUAGAUACACAUCCCAUACCUUUAAAAAUGGGAAAAAGGUGAUAAAAACUGUUCCCAAAUGACACGAUAAAGAAAGUGCUCGGAGAAUUUAG